ACUUACGAUCGUAACACUGCACCGCUAUAUGUGGUGCUUGUUGAAUUUGCCAUAAAUAUUAUGACUCCAUCGCACAUUACUCACGCACCACUGUUUCAUCUUCUCCGGGGCCAGUUUCGGGUGAAAGCGGAAGUUCAAACGCAUGCAAUGAAAUGUUCCGAAAAUAAGGAAGAUCCUCUUUCACACGCCCCGAUUGUUUACUGGUUAUAAGGAACCGGGCACCGUAGGUGCGGGGGGGAAGAGCUCGCAACGGAAAUGGGAACCACUCACACGCAAAUUGUUAAACAAUUGGUUCUAACGAAAUGUGGCGGAGGCGGUGGUAGCAUGAGGAUGAUGAUGAUGAUGGGACCAAAGGCAGCCAAACGAAUGAUCAUGGUUUGUGUUGAAGAGAGGGAAUGAUUACAUUUUUCACGAUAACAUAAACAAACAUUCAUCUCUUUCUGCCGGCGGGAAACGUUAUGUUGGACUGGGGGUUUCCCGAACAGUAAAAAUAGAAUAGGAUUUUUUUUGAAAAUUCUGCAUAAAUGGUAUGAGUAAAUGUAAACAUUUGAAUGUAUUGUUGUGCGGGGCAUUAAACAGGUUGAAGAGCUGGAAAAUGAUCAGUUUGAAAUAGUCGUUAGCAUGUGGGAUUGAAUAAAAAUUUUAAACUAUUAAAUAUUAUGGAAAACACUAAAAAUAUUCAAUGCACAAUAUUGCAAAAAUUUAAUGCCCAUGAUCAGAAUAAUUCAAAAGGACCAAAAGUUAACAGAUAAAAUAUUGAAAUAAGUAAAAAUUCUACAUUCCCAUGCUUCUAAAACAUAACAUAUAAAAAAAAAAAGAAACGCACAAUUAUAUUCAACAAUUAAAUAUUGAAUAAAGUAAAAGAUUAUUAUGCUAUUAAAUACGAAAAAAAGCAACAUGAAACAAUCUUACCAGAAAAAAGUUCCCUACAAAAAACUCUGCGAUAUCAAUGGAACGACUUGUUUUCCAAACACUUUCUUAUCAAUCAUCAUCGGCAAACAUUACAUGCAGCGGAUGGCUUGCAGUCGCAGAGGGAGACAUUGUCGCCUUUUACACACGCACACGCGCGAGACUGGGUCCGUGAAGUGAAACAUAAAAUAAAUUGUAAAAUUGAGAUUGUGGUAAAAAUGAUUGGAAGAGGAAGAAGAGGCAAGCAAAACAAUCGCACACAAACAUACAACAGAAACCAUAAGGCAUAAGGAACAUGCGGGCGUGUGUGUGUGUGGUCGUGUCGAUUGUUUAUUGACUGUAAAAAGUGUAAAGCGCCAACGGUUUUCCCUGUAACAUAAACACUCUGGCUGAUCGGGUCUAAUGUCGGUGAAAAGACCAGAGGGUGUGUGUGUGAGUGGGGGGGCAAUAUAAAGAGAGCAAGAGCAUCGGUAUUUAAUUAGACUUUCAUUGUGCAACUAUUAGGACUAUGAGGGACUGAGUGCAGGAGGAGCCCAUAAAAAAGGCCGCAGAAGCGAGCCGCGCGCUAAAUAUCUUGAGUUCCUGUGUUCACACUUUGGUGUAAUUAUGUCGUUGGUGAAGGACGACGAAGCAUAAAACUUCCAUCCCCGUGCGAAGGGAAGGUCGCUGGGGCGGAUCAAGCGGCUGCUUCACCGAAAUGAUUCAUCCGCGCGGCUUGGAUCGCGGUGAUGUGUAAGUGUGUCCGCGACUCCAAUAUCUUUAGUAGUGGUUAGUCUGCGAACCAACCAUUUCGGUUAGUGAUGUGCAAAGCGAAACGAUAAGAAUUCCGCGGGAAUUGAAAUAUACACACAGCUACAGCGCAGCUGGAUGAUCUGUUCCGUUGUUUCGACUCCAAAACCGCGUGCCCCAACCCCAAAACCGCGUCAUCCCGCGUUUGUGCAGGGUGUGAUGUGUGGUGCGCGCGUGCGAUAUUGUUGAAAAUAGCUACAAGCAGCGGACAUCAACAACAGCGCAGCAGUACGCGUUCGACCGUGGCCGCGAGCUGUUCUUCUGCCUGGACUUCCUGGUUUGGGGAGUUGUGUUGCGCGAAAAAAAGGGUGUGCAAGCGUGCGAACGUUGCUACGGUGUAGUAGCAUGCGGGCAGCAGCAAGUAGGCGGUGCAGUGAUGAUUGAUUAGUAAGUGUGAUUAAAAAAGCAAAACCGUGUGUGUGUGUGUGUUUUGAUGACUUAAAUGAUAGGGUCUGAGCGGUGCGAAAGUAAAGCGUGUUAAUAAAACAAGUGUCACGAAUACUUACGGUACAAAUUGGGUUCGGGCGCGCGCGUCAAGAGCCCCAAGUGAGCUGUGAUGAUGAUGUGCGGUGAAGUGACGCAACGUGUGCCUUCUUAUCGGGGCAUGAUAAGACCUCGUCCGGCACAGCGGCGGCACUGUUGGUGGUGGCAUUCGAUGGCAUUGCUUUGCCUGGGGACGCUGUUCCUCCGUAUCGGUGACGUCGCUGCAGCAAAAACUCCCUGUCCGUUGGUGGAGUCCAUCGAUAUUAGCAACGGCGUGGAGAAUGCGGACGGUUCCAUCGAGCUGGAUGGCGUUCGGUACGGGUCCAAUCAGUACUUUCGCGAUGCCAACUCAACCGUCCGCGGAUGUGUGUGCCUGCUGCGCCAGUGUCUGCACAUCUGCUGCCCAAUGGGGUCGCCCGAAGGGGAACCCUGUCCACCGGUGGCGCUGAACGUGAACUUCUCCAUGACACCGGACGGGACGGUGCACGAUGUGCGCAAUCUGCUGGACAGCCCGAACUACCAUCUGCUUUACUUCAAUCCGGAAUGUUCGGGCGCGCUGCUAACACUGUACGGGGACGAGUACAUCGUGCGAUCGGACGGAUUGCUGGCGUACGGUGCGUCGACGUACGACUAUCGGCACUACUGCUUGCAAGCUGACGAACCGACCGCACUCGCCGGCUACUGUGAAACGGUGGACGUACUCGCGAUGCAUCGCAUGUACUCGAUCGGCAUCAUCCUGUCGCUUCCCUUCCUGGUGGCAACGUUCGUCGUGUACGCCCUGCUGCCCGAGAUGCAAAACAUCCCCGGCAAGUCGCUGAUGUGCUACGUGGCGUGCCUGACCGUCGGCUACCUGCUGCUGGCGCUGAUGCGCUUCAGCGUGUACAGCUACCGGUCGGGCUGGUGCGUCGCGACCGGGUAUCUGGUGUACGCGGCCCUGCUCGCCAGCUUCUUCUGGCUGAACGUGAUGGCGUUCGAUAUUUUCUGGACGUUCGGGGGCAGCCGGGGCCGGUCGAGCGAGCGGCGCAAGUUCCUGUACUACAGCCUGUACGGGUGGGGUGCACCGCUGGCGAUCGUGGCGCUCGUAGCCCUGCUGGAUAACACCGAGUUCGUACACGAGUCGAUGCGGCCCCAGAUCGGUGCGGAGCAGUGCUUCGUCAGCACGGAGAUGCUGAUUGGGUUCCUGUACAUGUAUCUGCCCAUGUUGCUGCUCGUCAGUGCAAAUGUGGCGUUCUUUGCCGUGACGGCGUACCGCAUCUUUCGCAUGGAGCAGGCGACCGCUUCCGCCCUGUCUGGGGAAUCCCGGCGCCACACCAAGCACGAGAAGGAUCGCAACAGAUAUAGUUUGUAUUUGCGGCUGUUUAUCAUCAUGGGCGUGACCUGGACGGUGGAGUUCGUUACCUGGCUGGUGCGCGAACCGUCCUGGCUGAUCUAUCUGGUCGAUAUCUGCAACUGUCUGACGGGCAUCUUCAUAUUCGUGCUGUUCGUGUGGAAGCAGAAGGUGAAGCAGCUGCUGCUGAAACGAUUCGGUUUCUCCCAGGCCUCCGCCAGUCGGAACGAUCAGCACACCAACAGCACCAUCAGCACGACGCGUACGACCGACCUGAAGGCAAACGCGGAGACGCGCCUGACGGAUGUGACUCACGGGAAUUGAUGGAAUGUUUACGCAAUGGACGCGAGCACGACGCACCGACCGAGCGACCGACCGGCUGCAGCAGUUAAUGUAUUCGCGAAAACCGCGGGCUAAUGUACUGCCGUCUUCAAUUGGUGAUCGACCAUUGUUUCAUGUACGGAUGAUGAUUGACCAUUAGGCGUGUGAGCAUGGCCAUGACCACCAACCUUAACUGGCAAUCAGUGCAAGUGUAUUGCUGUUUGCAUUUUUUAUGGCACAUUUCGUCUGAUCUUUUGGGGAAGGUUGAAGUGAGUGUGUGUGGACUGUGCGAAAUGAUGCAUCUUCGAUCACAUGACCUCAUUGUAUUGUAGGGCUUUCCUUUCCUGUCGAUAUCGGACUUUCUACACAGAUCAACACAGUCAACUGUGACUACAUCGUUUUGAAAAAAAAAGUAUUAAAUUGAUGCAUCUUUCUUCUUCUUCUAUUUGGCUUAAUGUCCUACAAGGACUGACUGCUGGCCUAUAUUGGCUUUGGAGACUUAAUUCAGUAUAACAGUCCUUGGUACUUGGGGGACGAUCUUUUCUAGGAUCCAUUGGCCCCAUGACGAGCAUGUUAUUGAGUCGUACGAGUCGUACGUAAAAUAAUCCUAAAGUAUUCCAAAGUCACACGCAACACAAAUGGAAUAGCGAAUACUCAUGCAAAAAACGGUAAAUCGAUAGGAACAAUUCAAACUGCUGAAAUAUUUCACACCUGCCUUGAAAUAUUUCAAAUCGAGCCGGUCGAGCAACAGUUUCAUCGAUUUUCAUUUAAAAAUUAAACUCCAACCGUCAUUUUCAAUCACGUUUUGGCGGCUGAUUUUGAUAAGAA
This is a messenger RNA of Anopheles merus, 4657 nucleotides long. Its product is annotated as probable G-protein coupled receptor Mth-like 3. Gene Ontology annotation, cellular component: membrane. Gene Ontology annotation, biological process: cell surface receptor signaling pathway; G protein-coupled receptor signaling pathway. The transcript has 6 exons. The record is from RefSeq and is a predicted model, not a curated record. Gene Ontology annotation, molecular function: G protein-coupled receptor activity. Lineage: Eukaryota; Metazoa; Arthropoda; Insecta; Diptera; Culicidae. The coding region runs from base 2255 to 3832 and encodes 525 amino acids.